AAGAUAAGAAAAAGAAAGAAAGGUGUAGCAUGGGCGCCACUAGCAUUCCCCCGGCCUUCCUCUCUGCUAAUGAACUCCUCCUUUUUCUAUGCCUAAUUGUGUGCUCUUUGGAGGGCUUUUCCUGUGCUGAGAGCCAUCAAUAUCAGUAUACUCAUACCAUCCAUGUCGCCUCUCUUUUACCCUCCUCUGCUUGCACCUCUGAUGCUGCUGCACAAGCUUGGGACAAAGAUUCCUCUUUAUCGGUUGUCCACAAACAUGGCCCAUGCUCUCAACUCCAUCAAGAAAAAGCAAGUAUUCCCACUCACGCCCAAAUCCUCCUCCAAGACGAAGUCAGGGUCAAGUCCAUUCAUUCAAAGCUUGCCAAGAACCUAGACCUCAACAAUGCCAAGCAGACCGAUGCAGCGGCCCAACUCCCGGCCAAGGAUGGUAGCCUGAUCGGCUCAGGCAAUUACAUAGUCACAGUGGGUCUUGGCACCCCAAAGAAGGAUCUAUCACUCAUAUUUGAUACCGGAAGUGACAUCACAUGGACACAAUGCCAGCCUUGCGUAAGAAGAUGCUAUAAACAGAAGGAUCCGAUUUUUUCACCCGCUUUAUCCUCCACUUAUUCCAAUGUUUCGUGCUCCUCCACGGCCUGCAGUUCACUGAAUUCUGCAACAGGUAACUCGCCUAGCUGCUCAUCAGCAGCUUGCGUUUAUGGCAUCCAAUAUGGAGACUCCUCCUUCUCAGUUGGAUUCUUUGCUAAAGAAAAGCUCACCUUGACAUCAAGGGAUGUGUUCAACAACUUUCUAUUUGGAUGCGGACAAAACAACCAAGGUCUUUUCGGUGGCGCAGCUGGUUUGCUAGGACUUGGCCGAAAUAAACUGUCUCUGCCUUCGCAAACCGCCGUAAAAUACAAGAAAAUCUUUUCCUACUGCCUGCCAUCAUCUCGAAGCUCAACUGGUUUCCUCAGAUUCGGAAACGGUCGCGUCUCGAAGUCUGUAAACUUCACAACAUUAUCAACAAUCCCCCAAGGGGAAUCCUUCUACGGUAUCAACAUUAUCGGAAUAAGCGUCGGUGGCAAAAAACUAUCAAUCUCGGCAUCGGUUUUCGCUGGCAGUGGCGCCAUCAUUGACUCCGGAACCGUCAUUACGCGGUUGCCGCCGACUGCCUAUUCAGCACUAAGGUCUGAAUUUCGAGGACAGAUGAAGCAAUAUCCAAUGGCACAACCACUUUCCAUACUGGACACAUGUUAUGACUUUAGCAAGUAUUCUACUGUUACAAUACCUACGAUAAGCUUCUUGUUUAGCAGGGGUGUUGAGGUUCCGAUAAACGCAAGGGGAAUUUUGUACGCUAAUGGUAAAACCCAAGUGUGCUUAGCGUUUGCCGAAAACAGCGACGACUCGAUUGUGGCGAUUUUCGGGAAUACACAGCAGAAGACAUUGGAAGUGGUCUACGAUGGUGCUACAGGGAGGAUUGGUUUUGGAACUGCUGGCUGCACCUAACUUUUAAUUUUAUUUACUAUUUCAACCAUCUUUUCUCAUCUUAUAUAUAAAACUAUACUUUUGAA
Molecule: messenger RNA, 1546 nt
Organism: Hibiscus syriacus
Lineage: Eukaryota; Viridiplantae; Streptophyta; Magnoliopsida; Malvales; Malvaceae
Product: aspartyl protease family protein At5g10770-like
Exons: 3
Coding region: 30-1481 (483 amino acids)
Biological process (GO): proteolysis
Molecular function (GO): aspartic-type endopeptidase activity
Source: RefSeq, a predicted model, not a curated record